Messenger RNA from Vitrella brassicaformis, 2993 nucleotides. NCBI's taxonomy places the organism in Eukaryota, Vitrellaceae. The record is from the annotation of a GenBank genome assembly.
CUCAGAAACGCGAGCGUGAAGCGACAAACGACUCAGAGAUCCCAGUGCUCUUGACGUCGCAUACGUAGCACACGAUGGUGGGCGCAGAAACCCAUAUGCACAAAGAGCACCUGACCCACAGAUCUGCCCGCAGCAGAUUGUCGCAUCACUCCUGCCUGCUCUGUCUGUUGUGUGUGUGUGUGCGUGUGUGUGAGCGCAGAAGCUGCACGUGUCUGACAAGGUGCCCCGCAGCGGCAAGGUGGUGGUGGCGGCCGAGUACAAUGGCGUCAAGGUGGAUGUCGUGACGCACAAGGAGGGCAAGCUGAGCAAAGAUCUGCAGGACAAGAACCCCACGGGAGUCAUGCCCUUCCUCGAGACCAACGAUGGAUCCACCAUCUUCGGCAGGUCAGUACACUCAGUACUUACUGUACCCUCCCCUUCUCCACCCAUCCAUAUAAACAUAAGGAGUAGACGACAGACACCACACGUACGUUUGUUUGCAUGGCGUGGUGUGCUGGUGUGGUGUGUGGUGGGGUGCGCAGCAACGCGAUUGCGCGGUACGUGGCUCGUAUCCGCAACGACACCGCCCUGAUGGGCGCCACAUUCGUCGACUCAGGGCUGGUACGACACACGAACACAUCUGUUGUGCGCUGCACACCGCACCCACACACAUGUGUGGUGUGGUUUGUCCACCAGGUUGACUCGUGGGUGGAUUUCUGCGUGCACGAGUUGGAGGUGCCCCUGUGCUGCUGGGUGUACCCUCUGGAGGGCUCCGCCGACCAGCUGCCGGCCGCCCAGGCGCAGCGGGCCAAGGACGACGUGAGCAAGGCGCUGAAGGUGGUCAACGAGCACCUGCUGCACCAGACCUUCCUGGUGGGGGAGGACGUCACCCUGGCUGACAUCGUCAUGGCCACAACACUCAUGCCCGCGUUUGACAAGGCAUUCGACGCCGGUCAGUCAGUCGGCCACUCAUCUGAGAGUGGUGGUGGUGGUGGUGGUGUGGUGUGCGGACCUCUGUGUGUGUGUGUGUGUGUGUGUGUGUGUGUCAGAGUACCAGUCGUCCUUCCCCAAUGUGGUGCGAUGGUACAACACGUGCAUCAACCAGCCAGGUCAGAGAGAGAGAGUGCAUCUCAUCUGGUGGGGUGGGGUGCAAUGCAACACAAAACAUACACACACACAUACCUACCUGCCUGCCUAGCUGCCUCAGUACAUGCAUAUCACGUGCUGUGUUGUUGUCUGUCUUGUGUGCGUCUGUCUGUCUGGUGUCUGUCUGGUGUGGGUCGAUGUCCACCACUGCACUGCAGCGUUUUUGAAGGCGUGCAAGGCCAAGACUGCCAAGCCGGGGGAGGGCAAGAAGGACAAGAAGGCCGAGGCUCCCAAGGAGAAGGAAAAGAAAAAGGAAAAGGACACAGGUGGGUAACUAACAUAUAUACGUACGUACCAGCAUCGCAUCAACUGUCUGCACACGCCACGAUCCACACACAACAAAGAUGACAUACAGAUGGGGGAUUGGAUUGGAUUGUGUUGUGUCUAUCUGUUGUGGUUUUGUUGUGUAGCGGCAGCGGCGGCAGCAGGCGGCGGCGAUGACAUUGAGGGCGAAGAGGCGCCGGCCAAGAAGCAGCCCAAUCCGCUGGACCUGCUGCCGCCCGCCAAGAUGGUCAUGGACGAGUGGAAACGGGUCAGUGAAGGGUGGUUGCGUGAAUGAAUGCACUUAGCCAACCGUCGCCACGCACCCACACACACACACACACGCACACGCACACGCGUGUCGAUGUGUGUGACGUGACCCCUGCAGACGUACUCCAACACGAAGGAUCUCUACGGCGUGGCGAUGAAAUGGUUCUGGUGAGGGAGUGAGCGAAUGACCUGCAGCCAGACAGACAGACACACGCAUCGAACGUCUGUGUUGUGUGUGCCUGUGAUGUGCCCAUCAUCCCUGCCAUCCAUGGCACCACCAGGGAGAACUACGACCCCGAGGGCUACUGUCUGUAUUUCGUCAAGUACGUCAAGGCCGAGGGCGAAGGCAAAGUCGGAUUCAUGACCUGCAACCUCCUCAGCGGCUUCAUACAGGUAAGUGAGUAGCCUACUAACCUAACACAACUAACACAACUAACACAACUAACACCAGCACCACACACACGUGUCACGUCCGUGUGUGUCAUGUAUGUCAGCGGUGCGACAAGUUGCGCAAGCACGGGUUUGCCGUCAUGGACGUGGUCGGCGGAGACGGUGAGUCAGUGAAGGAGUGAGUGAGCUGGCCACCCGACCCAACACACACAAGCCAUGGAUGGCCCAUAAGCGCAGGACUAGCCAGCACCAACCAGGAUGAAGAGUGAUCAUGGCUGCUCUGUGCCUCCAUGCCAUGGAUGCGAUGCGAUGCGGGGCAGGUGACUUUGACAUCGAGGGUGCGUGGCUGUUCCGCGGCACCGAGAUACCGCCCGACGUGCGUACGCAUCACAGCCUCACACACACACACACACAUGCACACGAAUGCAUUCAAUGCGUGCACAGAUAACUAAGUGGUUGGUUGCGUCCAUUCCAUCCUUCCUUGGUGUGUGGAUGUGUGGUGCAGAUGAAGGACCACCCCUCCUAUGAGUAUCACGAGUUCCGGUGAGGAACCAAUGCACACAGGGAGGGGGGGAGGGUGACGGGGGGGGAGAUGACCGAACAGCCACCACAGUGUGUGCUGUCUGUCCAAUGAAUGCGGUGCACUGCAGUGCGGUUGACCUGAACAACCCCGCCGACAAGAAGCUGCUCGAGGACUAUUGGUGUGCCGACGAGUAAGACGAGACGGAUCACACUCGCACACCAACGCACCCCAGCCAGGGACAGACAGAAGCAGACCAUACACUCGUGUGUGGUGUGUCAUGCACUGCAUGGCAUGGGUGUGCGCAUCAGGAUGGUCAACGGCAAGCCGAUCGUCGACAGCAAAGUCUUCAAGUGAUGUGAUCCACACACACACACACACACAUCCAUUCCAUAUCCGGCGAAAUGCAGGGCUGUCCCGUCCCGUC